Leucoraja erinaceus (little skate) is the source of this 814-nucleotide messenger RNA. Its product is annotated as acidic mammalian chitinase-like. Gene Ontology annotation, cellular component: extracellular region. The transcript has 3 exons. The coding region runs from base 545 to 814 and encodes 89 amino acids. Gene Ontology annotation, biological process: carbohydrate metabolic process; chitin catabolic process. The record is from RefSeq and is a predicted model, not a curated record. Lineage: Eukaryota; Metazoa; Chordata; Chondrichthyes; Rajiformes; Rajidae. Gene Ontology annotation, molecular function: chitinase activity; chitin binding.
AAGAAUAAAGGGUAGGUCAUUUAGGACUGAAAUGAGGAAAAACAUUUUCACCCAGAGUUAUGAAUCUGUGGAAUUCUAUGCCUCAGAAGGCAGUGGAGGCCAAUUCACUGGAUGUUUUCAAGAGAGAGUUAGCUCAUAGGGCUAAUGGAAUCAAGGGAUAUGGGGAGAAAGCAGGAACAGGGUACUAAUUGUGGACAAAUAGCUAUGAUCAUAAUUGAAUGGCGGUGCUGGCUAAAUGCCCUACUCCUGCGCCUACUUUCCAUGAUUCUACGUUUCCAAGUCAUUUCCAAUCAAGCUCAGAAACAGAGAGGUGAAAAUGAAGGUGAACAAUCUGAAUGACAUUGAACAGGGGACGAGGUAUUAUUGAAGAGAAAAUAUUGAAGUCAAGAUAAGAACUAUUAUUUUCCCUUUGUAAAUAGCAGGAGGAUCAUCGUGACUGCCCUUUCACUCUGAUAAAGCGAACGACAAACACAUUGGACUAUUGUUCGUGAUAAGCUCAUUGUAUAAAAGAGGCAGCUCAGGUCUAGUCAGCAACAGUAACAAGAUGGCAAAGCUACUUCUUGGAACAGCGGUGGUCUUACUGGCCUGCCUGCAACUGGGCUCUGCCUACAGGCUGGUAUGUUACUUCACCAACUGGGCACAGUACAGACCAGGAGAGGGUAAAUACAUGCCCCAGAGCGUGGACCCUUGCCUCUGCACGCACAUCAUCUACGCCUUCGCUGGAAUGAAGAGCAAUCAGAUCGCCACCUACGAAUGGAACGACCCAAAACUCUACCAGGAAAUCAACAGCCUGAAGAACAAGUACAGUCGCUGA